AUGGCCGGCAGUGGAGGAGAUGGCGGGGCGGAGCUGGCAGAGGCGCGCAUGGCAGCGGAGGAGAUGGCAGGGCGGGUGGGGCGGCUGGAGAGCGAGGUGCAGCGCAAGGAGCGCGAGAUGCUUCACAGCCGCGAGGAGGCGGACGCUGUCAGGGCGCAGCUGCAAGCCACCCAGCAGGUAGGCACGGCACAGCUGCAAGCCACCCAGCAGGUAGGCACGGCGCAGCUGCAAGCCACCCAACAGGUAGGCACGGCGCAGCUGCAAGCCACCCAGCAGGUAGGCACGGCGCAGCUGCAAGCCACCCAGCAGGUAGGCACGGCGCAGCUGCAAGCCACCCAGCAGGUAGGCACGGCGCAGCUGCAAGCCACCCAGCAGGUAGGCACGGCGCAGCUGCAAGCCACCCAGCAGGUAGGCACGGCGCAGCUGCAAGCCACCCAGCAGGUAGGCACGGCGAGCGGCUGUGGAGGGGCGAAUGAGGGGCUCAAUUGCUGUGUGAGUGGGGAGGGGUUGAGUGAGGGAGUCAAGCUGCUCAUCUCUGGCGCUGGAGGAGGCAGCGCGGCAGGCGAGGGAGGAGCAGGCGGGCAGGCAGCAGGCGGAGGCGGCGGUGGAGGAGGAGAGAGCGGCGGCGGCAGCGGCGGUGGCGGGGCAGAUGAGCGCGGAGCAGCGGCUGAUGGAGGCACAGGCGCGCGUGCAGCUGCUGGAAGGCGAGGUGGACUCACUCAAGGUGGGGUGGGCAAGGGAGGGGAGGGGAGGGGAGGGGAGGGGAGGGGAGGGGAGGGGAGGGAAGGGGAGGGGAGGGGUGGUGGGAUGGGAUUCAUGAGCUCUCUCACCAACCCUCUCUCUUCCACCCGCCUCCCCACCCCAUCUCGCGCCCUUGUGCUCCCGUGCGGUGUGUGGGCGUGGGAGCAGGAGGUGGCAGCGAGCAAGGACUCGCUGCUGGCGGCGGUGAAGGAGGAGACCAUGCGCAAUGCUGACAUGCUGCUUGCUGCUGCCAACACUCGCAAGACCAACGCUGACAUGCUGCGCCGCGACACCACCCAGAACAUCCGUGCCCAGCGCGUCGAGCUGGCGGAGAGGAGGGCGCGCGAGCUGACGAUGGAGAGGGAGUCGCUGCGGCGGGGCGUGGCAAAGCGCGACCAGGCGCUGGGGCUCAUGAAGAGAGAGCUCGAACGCACCGCUCACAUGCUCUCCGCCGCUGCUGACACCCGCCAGGUGAGUUCUGCUGCUGACACCCGCCAGGUGAGCCCUGCUGCUGACACCCGCCAGGCAUUACGGAGCAUGAAGGAGCAGAUGGAGUGGAUGCAGGAGGAGGCGCGCGUCAAGGAGGAGCGCCUGGCAGCGCUGCAGGAGAAGUUUGUCUCUGCUCUCAAGGGCACCACCUUCCCAUCGCAUGCGUGCAUGAAUGCACCACUGUUUUUCUUAGUGCUUCGCGCGGACCCGCUGUGGUCGGCGGUGACGGAGCAGGUGGCCAUCGGCGGGAGCGUCACGACGGCGGGUGCGGAGGACGUGCGCGCGCUGCAGACGCAGUUCGGCAUGACGGCCGUCGUUAACGUCGAGGAGGAGAGCGCGAUGAAGGCGCGCGGCAGCAGCUGGGACGAGGAGCGGCGGCGGCUGGAGGAGCAAGGCGUGGUGGCCGUGUGGGUACCCGUCAAGGAGCACGACGCCACGGAGCAGGCGCUGAUGCUGCCGCAGGUGGUGCGGGUGGUGUCGGCGCUGGUGGCGGCGGGGCACACGGUGGUGCUGCAGUGCUCGUCGGGCGACCGCAUCUCGCCGCUCAUCGCCAUCGGGUACCUCAUGUUCGUGCGCGGCAUGCCCGCGGACGCCGCCUCCGCGCUGGUGGCGGAGAGACGCGCCGGCAUCAGCCCGCCCAUGGGCGUGCUCACGGAGGCGAUGGAGAAGGUGUUGGCGGGGGCGACGGCGCGCGUGAUCGAGAUCGCGGAGAGCAUCUAUCGCAAGCGCGAGCGCACGGGGCAGCCAGGCGACUCCAACUCCGACUGGGUGCAAGCCCAGCGCGCGUACAUCAACGAAGCCUUUGCGAAAUGGCUCGCUGCUGACGUCAGCUUCGCAGAGUCUAUCGCCCAGGCGGCGGAGCGCAAGGCGAGGGAGCAGCAGGCAGCAGAGGAGGCGGAGCGGAGGGCUGCUGGGCCCGCCAAGCGCCUGCUCACGCCCAUCCGCUGGAGCGAUUCCGCCAAGGCCCCCGCGCCACCGCAGUCCGCCCCGCCCGCGGCGGGCGCGGGAAGCAGCAGCGAGGCACUGGCGGCGGCGAACCGGCGCGUGGCGGCGCUGAGCAAGGAGCUGGAGGGGGUGACGCGCGUGGCGGACGAGCAGGCGGCGACGCUGCAGCGCGCGGGGCAGCAGGUGGCGGAGCUGACGGGGCAGGUGGAGGCGCUUCAGCGCAAGGAGCGGCUGUACACGGAGGCGCUGGCGCAGGCCAACGAGCGCAUGGAGCUGCUGGGGGAGCGCAUGCGCGCGGUGGAGCAGCAGGGGCGCGAGGAGAAGGAGCGCCUGGAGGGGGAGGUGCGCUCGCUGCGCGCGCGCGUGGAGGCGGACGAGCAGCGCGGCGGGCGCGCGGCGACGGUGAUCCAGGGGCUGCGCAUGGAGCUGCAGGCCGCAAAGGAUGAGGUUAAGGAGCAGUGGGCAGCCGUCGCGCGCGCGGAGAAGAGCAUCGGCGCGCUCAGCGCGCGCGUGAAGGAGGAGGAGCAGCGCGCGCAGCGCGCGGAGGCGGCGGCGCUGGCCGCGGAGGAGGACAAGCGGCGAGCGCUGCGGGAGCUGGAGGGGGCCAAGGGCGAGAGCGUGAGCGAGUCGCAAGACGCGCGCGAGCGCAUGUCGGCGCUUGGCGCGCAGGUGCAGCAGCUGAGCGAGCGGCUCAAGGCGGCGACGAGCGUGGCGGAGAAGGCAACGGGGCGCGCGGACGUGCUGGAGAAGCAGGUGGCGCAGCUGGAGGCGCGCGCGCGCAAGGCGGAGGAGCAGGAGGCGGUAUCCGCGCGCGCAGCGGGGCUGCUGACGGAGCAGGUGAAGGCGCUGGAGGGCAGCGCGGCGGAGGCGGGCGCGCGCGUGGGGCAGCUGAGCGGGGAGCUGGAGCGGCUGCGCAUGCGCGAGGCGGAGCGCGCGGCGGAGGGCGUGGCGAGCGGGGAGCGCGCGAAGCAGCUGAUGGCGCUGGUGAAGGAGCUGUCGGAGAAGGAGGCGCGGCAGCGCGCACGCACGGAGCAGGUGGAGGCGCAGCUGACGGCGCUGCGCAACCAGGACUCGGAGCUGGCCUCACGCGCUGCUGUGUUCUCCGCCCAAAUGGAGGAGAUGGCCCGCCAGCUGGCGCGGCUGAAUGCGGAGCUGGCGUUUGCGGAGGGGCGCGAGGGCGAGGUGCAGGAGGCGUGGCGCGCACAGCUGGGGGCAGCGAGCGACGUGAUGGGCGCCAUGGGACCCGAGGCGGCAGCACUGGCGGCAGAGAGGGGCGUGGAGAUGGAGAUGGAGCAGGCUGAGGGGCAGCCGGGCGAGCUGCUCAGGGUGUUGAUGCAGCGGGUGAGCUGUGAGGCGGCGGUGGUGAGGGAGCGCAGUGCACGGCUGAUAGAGGAGACGCACCACAUGCGCCAGCAGCUUGACGAAGCGCGCAACCAGGUGCAGGAGAGGCCGGCAGAGGGGUCGGAGGGAGCAGCAGCGCGGCUGAGGGAGUACGUGGAGGCAGCGGAGGCGAUGGCGGUGGAGCAGAAGCAGAAGCUGGUGGACCGCGUGCACUCGCUGCAGUGGCUGCUGGGCGCCACCAUUGCCCUGGCCGUCAUCAUCCCCGCCACCGCCUUCUAUUCCUUCUUCACCGAUGACUCACACGCCACCCAGGUGGAGAUGCUACGGUCGCGCCUGGCAGCAGCAACGAGCGGGCGGCAGGAGCUGGAGAGUGCAGCAGUGAAGGCGGAGGCGAGCAAGCGGGCAGCAAUGAGUGCAGUGCAGACGCUGGAGGAGGUGGUGGAGGCGCAGCGCGGGUCAGUGGAGCGCCUGCAGGCACUCAUUCCGCUCGUGGCACCCUCCAUCCAGUCAGAGCAGGCGGCUCGCUUCUGUGCCAACGUGCCGGUGGAGUACCAGUCUCCCGUCACCCAGCGCUUCUGCUCCGAUAUCGUGCCCCCUUCUGAUGCUGCACCGCCCACUACCGCACAGGACACCUCCUGA
Messenger RNA from Closterium sp. NIES-65, 4155 nucleotides. Lineage: Eukaryota; Viridiplantae; Streptophyta; Zygnematophyceae; Desmidiales; Closteriaceae. The record is from the annotation of a GenBank genome assembly.